This is a messenger RNA of Mycotypha africana, 486 nucleotides long. RefSeq lists its product as uncharacterized. NCBI's taxonomy places the organism in Eukaryota, Fungi, Mucoromycota, Mucoromycetes, Mucorales, Mycotyphaceae. The record is from RefSeq and is a predicted model, not a curated record. The coding region runs from base 1 to 486 and encodes 161 amino acids. The transcript is spliced from 5 exons.
AUGAAUAUGAAAAAGCUUCACGCUAUCUCACAACAACUCUUGUUCUCUCUAUCGAUACUGCUCAAGCACUGCAACUACUUAGUCAUGAAGAAACGUGAUUUUGCCAUUACUUCUGUGCUUUCCGAAGCGGCACUUGCAAUCAUUUCACGAAGAGCAACAACGCAUACAGAUGAAGAAGCAUCUCAAGUAGCAGCAUCAUCUUUUAUAGAGUACCAGCAACUCUACCUAUCAGAUAUGCCUCCAGCUUCUCCUAUUCGAGCUGCCUAUAGACUUCAACAAAACAGUUAUAAUCUCUUGUAUAGAGACGCAAAUAUAGAAGAAAAUGUUAAAUACAAUCCAAAAGUUGAUACGAUGAUAUCAAUAAUGCUCCUUUUAACAACGGUGUAUCUGCAGAUACAGAAACGUAAUCUCCUUGGUAUACUCACAUCAAGAAUCUACUUCAUGCCUUUUUGCAAUAUUCGUAUUCGUACUGUCAGAUUGUUAUAG